AUGCGCUCUGUUGCCUUCGCUGCUCUCAUCGGCUCUGCCGCUGCCUUCGCUCCUUCCACUCCCGCUCCCCGCCUUCGCUCCCCGGCCACCUCCCUCUCCAUGGCCAUGGACAAGUCCGGACGCGCUCCCGUUGUCACCAUCUUCGACCACAGGGGAUGCACCGCUCACGCCAACAAGGAGUACACCGGCGCCAAGGCCAACUCCCAGGACGACGAGAUGCUCGUCAAGGCCCAGUCUGUCAAGAUCGAGGUCUCUGCUGCCACCGCCGACUCCGUCCUCCAGCAGACCAUCUCCACUCUCAAGAGGAGAUAAGCGGAUCGCUCAAGAGAUCAGCGGAUCCUUAUUAGUUCGCAUGGCCCCAUAGGCUCGUAGAUUAGAGUAUUAUAUGAGUGAAGCGUAUUCUUUCGAUGCCA
Messenger RNA from Guillardia theta CCMP2712, 413 nucleotides. It is a transcript of the gene CPEA21, whose product is annotated as phycoerythrin alpha subunit 21. Gene Ontology annotation, cellular component: phycobilisome. Lineage: Eukaryota; Cryptophyceae; Pyrenomonadales; Geminigeraceae. The transcript has a single exon. The record is from RefSeq and is a predicted model, not a curated record. The coding region runs from base 1 to 312 and encodes 103 amino acids.